AUGACAGCUUCUCCCCGGUAUCUCAGCGUCCUCUUUCAAAGCAUGCCCGAUGCUUUUGCCGAGGAGGUGGACGUGAGUAUUGGGGGCUUGAUAUCGGGGCGGGGAGAAGCCGAUGUUAAAACGGCGUCCCGCUGCGCAUACUGCGAAGCUGACCUUCAGGGUGUCGAGCUUGGAGGGAGAGAAGUCCUGAGUCACGCAUUAGGAGGGAAGGUUUUCAAUCACUGGAAGGAUGAUGAAAAAUUCUAG
Molecule: messenger RNA, 246 nt
Organism: Amorphotheca resinae ATCC 22711
Lineage: Eukaryota; Fungi; Ascomycota; Leotiomycetes; Helotiales; Amorphothecaceae
Exons: 3
Coding region: 1-246 (81 amino acids)
Source: RefSeq, a predicted model, not a curated record